This is a messenger RNA of Oryctolagus cuniculus (rabbit), 2758 nucleotides long. RefSeq names its product cyclin K (gene CCNK). Lineage: Eukaryota; Metazoa; Chordata; Mammalia; Lagomorpha; Leporidae. Gene Ontology annotation, molecular function: cyclin-dependent protein serine/threonine kinase regulator activity. The record is from RefSeq and is a predicted model, not a curated record. Gene Ontology annotation, biological process: regulation of transcription by RNA polymerase II.
CGCCCGGGAUCCUCCGCAGCCAUUGGGCUGGUGGCUCCCGGGGGCCAGAGCGGCCAGAUCAGCCGCCGCCAGCCCCGAGACCACCAUUGGCUGGACUGGGCCCACGCCAUAGCUCUGAUUGGACAACUGGCGGCUCGGGCCCCGCCUCCGCACCCAAGUUCCGUUAGCAGACUUUCUGAAGUGCCCACAUAUGUGUUGUAGUCCAGUUUUUGUUGCUGUAACAGAAUACCUGAGAGUAACUUACACGGGAAAGAGGAGUCUAACAUUUCAAAGAAACCUUUUGGAAAGAACAAGCAUACUUCAAUAAAUGAAGGAGAAUAAAGAAAAUUCAAGCCCCUCAGUGACUUCAGCAAACCUGGACCACACAAAACCAUGUUGGUACUGGGAUAAGAAAGACUUGGCUCAUACACCCUCGCAACUCGAAGGACUUGAUCCAGCCACUGAGGCCCGGUACCGCCGAGAAGGGGCGCGGUUCAUCUUUGAUGUAGGCACGCGUCUGGGGCUACACUAUGACACCCUGGCAACUGGAAUAAUUUAUUUUCAUCGUUUCUAUAUGUUUCAUUCCUUCAAGCAAUUCCCAAGAUAUGUGACCGGAGCGUGUUGUCUAUUUCUGGCUGGAAAAGUGGAAGAAACGCCAAAAAAAUGCAAAGAUAUCAUCAAAACAGCUCGCAGUUUAUUAAAUGAUGUCCAGUUUGGCCAAUUUGGAGAUGACCCAAAGGAAGAAGUAAUGGUCCUGGAGAGAAUCUUACUGCAGACCAUAAAGUUCGACUUACAGGUAGAACAUCCAUACCAGUUCCUACUCAAAUAUGCAAAGCAGCUCAAAGGUGAUAAGAACAAAAUUCAGAAGUUGGUUCAAAUGGCGUGGACAUUUGUAAAUGACAGCCUCUGCACCACCUUGUCGCUGCAGUGGGAGCCGGAGAUCAUAGCGGUCGCGGUGAUGUAUCUCGCAGGGCGCUUGUGCAAGUUUGAGAUUCAGGAGUGGACUUCCAAGCCCAUGUAUAGGAGAUGGUGGGAGCAGUUUGUUCAGGAUGUCCCCGUGGACGUGCUGGAAGACAUCUGCCACCAGAUCUUGGACCUUUACUCCCAAGGAAAACAACAGAUGCCUCAUCACACCCCCCAUCAGCUGCAGCAGCCCCCGUCUCUGCAGCCCACACCGCAAGUGCCGCAAGUACAACAGUCGCAACCGUCUCAGGGCUCUGAGCCGUCGCAGCCCCAGCAGAAGGACGCCCCGCAGUCAGCGCCGCCACCGCCGCCGCCGCAGCAGCAGGCGCAGCAGCAGCAGGCACAGGCGCAGCAGCAGGCGCAGCAGCCCAAGAAGCCGUCUCCACAGCCCAGUCCCCCCCGGCAGGUUAAACGAGCCGUGGUGGUUUCUCCCAAAGAAGAGAACAAAGCCGCAGAACCACCGCCACCUAAAAUUCCCAAAAUCGAGCCUGCUCACCCGCCGUUGCCACCGGCUCACCCACCUCCAGACCGGAAGCCACCUCUUGGCACUGCCUUAGGCGAGGCUGAACCAUCAGGCCCUGUGGAUGCCAGUGACCUCCCCAAAGUCCAGAUUCCUCCACCGGCCCACCCGGCCCCUGUGCACCAGCCACCACCACUGCCACACCGUCCCCCACCCCCGCCUCCCUCCAGCUACAUGACGGGGAUGUCCACCACCAGCUCCUACAUGUCUGGAGAGGGCUACCAGAGCCUGCAGUCCAUGAUGAAGACCGAGGGCCCCUCCUACGGCGCCCUGCCGCCUGCCUAUGGCCCACCAGCUCACCUGCCCUACCACCCUCAUGUCUACCCCCCGAACCCACCCCCACCGCCUGUACCCCCUCCCCCAGCCUCCUUCCCCCCGCCCGCCAUUCCUCCCCCAACUCCUGGUUACCCCCCACCUCCACCCACAUACAACCCCAACUUCCCACCCCCACCCCCACGCCUGCCCCCCACUCACGCAGUGCCCCCUCACCCUCCUCCAGGCUUGGGCCUGCCACCAGCUAGCUACCCACCUCCCGCUGUCCCCCCUGGAGGGCAGCCGCCUGUGCCCCCACCCAUCCCUCCGCCCGGCAUGCCGCCUGUCGGGGGGCUAGGGCGAGCGGCCUGGUUGAGAUAACGUGACGCCGCCUUCUUGUGUUUUUCACCAGUUUUUCUAGCCAACCUGAAGAUUAGUUUAAGUGGGUGAGCGGCAGGGUACCUUGUGUAAUGUUAGACAGUUGCAGUCCAGAGGACAGACACACCCCCCACCAUGAAAUCGGGGUGGCCCACGCAUGCGAUGGGGACAGCGGCUUCAGUGUGGCCUGAGCAGUGCCUGCGCCAGCCCGACUGCAGGGGUCCCAGCGGGCGUCCUGCGUCCUGCCUCACCGGGCUGCUGCCUAGAGAACGCUCAGCAGCCAUAUUGGCUCCAUGAAUAGCUUCGCUGUGCAGUGAAUGUCCUAGAAAUCAGUGCCUGUUUUUCCUGGAAGCUCCGUUCUCAGUCCAGUUCCAUCUGAAGUCCAAGCUGUCACCGUGCUCCUUCCGUGACUCCCUGACACCUGAGAGGACACUCUGACUUUCAGGUCACACUGAAGGGUUUACCUUCUGGGUGGCCUUUUUCUUUUUCCUCCAAGGAGUAGGAGAGAAACAUACCUGGGAAGUAAUGUGUGUUUACAUCUACUUGCAGAUUCCCGUACACAUUGAUUUUUUUUUAAGUGUGAACAUUAACAUACUGUGAAUUCCAUCUUGGUUACAAAUAAGACUCCUUCACUCAGUUAUCCAAAUAAAAUCAGUUCUGAAACUA